Meira miltonrushii is the source of this 586-nucleotide messenger RNA. RefSeq names its product Prefoldin alpha subunit. NCBI's taxonomy places the organism in Eukaryota, Fungi, Basidiomycota, Exobasidiomycetes, Exobasidiales, Brachybasidiaceae. Gene Ontology annotation, cellular component: prefoldin complex; cytoplasm. Gene Ontology annotation, biological process: regulation of DNA-templated transcription; protein folding. The record is from RefSeq and is a predicted model, not a curated record. The coding region runs from base 25 to 501 and encodes 158 amino acids. The transcript has a single exon.
UGACGAUCAUCCCAAACGAAAAACAUGUCCGGACAACAACCAGUGGAUGUGACUGAACUAAACGUUGCACAAUUACAAGACGUGCGAAAACAGUUGGAGCAAGAACUACAACAUCUCACAGCAUCUUACGGUCAAUUGAAAGCAGCCCAGGCCAGAUUCAGAACAUGCAUCGAAUCAAUCAAUGCUAUACAAUCACAAAAAUCUCAACGUGAACUUUUGGUUCCUUUGACCAGCAGCUUGUACGUUCCAGGAAAGUUGACAGAUUCGAAAAAGGUUUUGGUUGAUGUUGGAACGGGAUAUUACGUCGAAAGAAGUACGGAAGAUGCACAAAAGAUGUAUGAAGGAAGAGUGGAUUUCGUUUCAAAAAGUUUAGAACAAUUACAAGAAACAAUCACAAGAAAGGAAGAUAAUAUGCGUGUCGUACGAGAUAUUUUGGUUGUCAAAGUAUCGCAGCAGCAACAACAAGCAGGCGGUGCAGAAGGCCAAACACAAAAAGCAUAGCGUCAUCAUGCUCAAUACGAUCUACGUCCCGAUCAUAAUUGUACACUAGGCAAAUCAAUAUCAUCACUUUUUGCGUAAACGAAAC